AUGCCAUUUCUGCAAGGUUACGUAUAUCCAGUUGAAGACUUACAACCUUUGCACGAUUUACUAAAAGAGUGGAAUUUGGAAUGUACUUAUCAAACUUUACUUGAUGAACUAAUUGACUUGAAAAUUUUGGCAAUUAUGAAAGUUGACUAUCACACUAAUGAACUUUUGAAAAAUUACCCACUUGGCAUUAAAAUAUUAUUUUCUAAUAACUUAGAAAAGUGGCAAAAUUCAAAAAAAUCAUCUUCUAUGACAUCACUGCUUCCAACUACUUUGGACAAAAAACUUUCUCAAGAAAAACUUUCUUCAGCCAUAUCUAUAAAUCUUGGAGAAAUUUUAAAUGAGUGCUCAACUGGAUUAAUGAUCAAUGACUAUUAUAAGACAAAUCACAAAUUUAAUGACAAUAUAAGAACAUUGUUGGUCGAUACUAUUAUCAAUUAUGUUAUAACUAAGAAAAUAUCCAUGUCUGUUGCCCUCGCUAAUAGUAUUGCUGAUCAAAUUGCUGAUAUAUUUCCAACAGAAGUAAAAGAUUCAUAUUUUUUAAAAUAUGAUACAAACAAAAAUCCAAAGGGUAAGCUGUAUGCUAAAUAUUACAACUCUAUGCGAACUUUGAAAAACAGUGGUCUAAUACCCUCUAGCAAUCAUACAAAACGACCAACCAAUCCAAUUAAUCGCAAACACGAUUUACAUUUUGAACCAGAAAAUGAUGUACAGUAUAUUCUUGAACAAAUUAAACACGAUAAUAAUUGUUCUUUCCCUGACUUAGAAUAUAACUGGAAAGCAACAACACAGUUCCGUUUAAAAAGUAUUCAAACUUCAACCUCUACUCAUGAUAUACUUAACAACUGGAGCAACUAUAAAUUACCUUUAGGAUACAGACUAGUUGACAUAGAUUUUAACACAAUGUAUCCCAGUUGCUCUAAUCUAAUUUCUACAUUUGAAGAAAAAUCAGAAAAAAUCAUAAACUUAUUGGAUGAAAAAAUAAAGGACACUUUAAGCCGACGGUUAUUUGAAAGUUUGAACGAGCCAACUGCAGAUAUAAGCCAAAAUGGGAAGAACACGAUUAUAUUUUAUUUAUUACAUGCAAUCUUUAUACCAACAUCGAUAAAAGUCACAAGGGAUCACACAGGCAAAAAAAAUCAGACAAAAUAUUCAAUCAAAGAUUCACAGAAUAGCUUCAUUGUAUUUAAAAACUCAGUUUGUGAAAUAGAAGAAUACAUUAAUAUCCGUCGUAGCGAAAAAUCUCCAAUACAGCCUUUUAUUAUGGUAGUUGGUACUCCUAUGAACCCACAAGAAAUUAUUGUAUAUUUUGACUCUAUAAAAUAUAAAGUUUUUUCCAUUUUACAUGCCAUAGAUGUAACAUUUAAAUUGUUUCAUCUAUUUAAUUUAGAAUAUCCACCACAGUCAGUUUUAGUUUGGUUGUUUAUUCAAAAAUUUUUUUUUUCCAUCAAUACUAAGUUUGAUGUUCCAUGCCACACUCUUGGACAAAUAAUGUCAGAUUUAAACAAUUAA
Macrosiphum euphorbiae (potato aphid) is the source of this 1509-nucleotide messenger RNA. The record is from the annotation of a GenBank genome assembly. NCBI's taxonomy places the organism in Eukaryota, Metazoa, Arthropoda, Insecta, Hemiptera, Aphididae.